GCGACCCACUCGACACACCUCUCAGGUAGCUGCGCAUGAGCGACCGACACGACGAGGCCGGCUGGCGUACAGGUACGGACGGUGCUGCGGCCUUCGGCCCUCCGGGAUCAACAGGAUAUUGCAGGUGAAUGGAGGGAGCAGUGUCCACACCUGUCCUGAGCAGUGUGGGAGACGUUGACUUAUGUGCUAGUCAGGCGAUUAGUUUGCCUUCUGCUGUCGUCCAGCAGGACGUGCGUGGCCGGUUGGCUGACAUGCGCAAUGGAGCUGUCACCUCAUGAACUCCGCUAAUGCGCGCGAAGGGAAGACAGUGUUUGGGAGGGUUACGGUGGUGAGUGCCGUGAAGAAGAGAACAACAGCUGGCCGCAGCUUUCUCAGUGACUGUUAGUGCAUCGGAGGUCAACACGGGCUGAGCGACACAGACAGCAUGGCCACGGUGUCGGAGGAGAAUGCAGCAGCCCGCGGCUUCCGUCGCCUGUCGGCGAUUUUCCUUCCCCCCCAGAGCAACAACAACCGCUGCCAGCGCUGCAAGGAGGUGGUGUACCAACAGGAACGCAUGGGACCCGUGCACGAUGUCAUCUUCCACAAAGUCCUGCUUCCGGUGCCUAGUGUGCGGCCAGUUCCUGACCUGAAAAACUACUGGAGCAACCAGGUGAAGGGCGACGACCCUGAGAUCUACUGCAACACGCACGUGCCGCGAAUCGGGGGUUCGGGUAUGAGCCACGAGGCGCUGGGCAUCCGACAGGCCAUGCAGGCGCAGCUGGACAUCAGCAGCGCAGCGGCCGCUAGGGUGGCCAAGAUCCGCCACCCGGAUGUGGCUCCCAGCGUGGACGGUGAAGCGAUGGCCAUCCGCAGCGCCCUGUCGGCCCAGAAGACGUCGCAGUACGGGCGGCAGCUGCACACCUCCAACAUUGACGCAGAGGCCCUGCACAUCAAGGGGGCGAUGGACGCACAGCGGCUGCAGCGGAGGUACCAGAGGAAGUUGGACAAGCAUCACUUCCCCCCGCACAUCGCCAAGAAACGGGAAGAACUGUUCGACGCCCAGAAGCGACUGGAAGCCCGCUUGCGAGAAGAAGAGGAUGAACUUUUUAAAACGUUCCACGAGGAGAGGCAGAGCGCGAAGACCGCCAUUUCUCGCGAGAUCGACCAGGAAUGGGAGCAACGCCUGCAGGAGCUGACCAACAAGUAUGUUACGGAGAAGAAGAAAAAAAUGAAGGACACUGAUCGGAAGCUGAUGACAGUUCAGUUCGAGAACGAGAAGCAAAAUCUAGAGAAGACGAUGACUCUGAAGAGAGAGAAGAUCACCAAGACGGCCACACUGCGCCUGCGCGAGAGGGAGCAGCGCGCAACGGCGGAAAUGGUCAAGAAGCAGAGCGUGGAGAUGCUGACACUCCUCGCAGCUAAGCAGGAGGAGCUGAAGAUGGAGCUGCAGAAAACUCUCGAAGUUGAGGGACCGCCUGUUUCAAGUUCCGCGAAAGUGUCAGAACACAACGGUGUGUCCCAUGCCGGGAUGUUACCGAUGGGGACACCACCCACUGUGGACGCCUCCCCAGAAGACAUGACAUGUGACCAAGAAGACCUGUUACAGGAGGCCCUGCAGGAGGUGCUGCAGAUAGCGGCGGUGGUCCGUCCUACUUCCCCUCAACCGCCAUCUUGCCGCAAGCAUGAGCUUUUCCCCAAUGCCUCCGUCUUUACGGCCAUUGACCAUCAGGUGAUAAAGGUAGCAGAGGGAGAGCAGCCGACGUACACAGACCUGAUGAGGCAACUGACAGAAAACCUUGUUAGUGAUCUCGAGAAAGUUCGCGCCAUCUAUCGCUGGAUCACGGUGAAAGACCUUAACGUAAUGGAAUUUGCAGACGACAUUGAGGCCGAGUCGCCCAUGGGGCUUUUGAGAGGCAUCAAGUUCGGCACGGAGACAUAUCAUGUGCUGUUCAUGAGGCUGUGCAGCUAUGCCGGUCUGCACUGUGUGGAGAUCAAAGGCCAUUCAAAAAGCGUGGGGUACGAGCCAGGAAUGAAGAUUACACCUGAUACCUUCCAAAACACCUGGAAUGCUGUUCUCAUUGACGGCGACUGGCGACUUAUCCAGUGCAACUGGGGGGCUCGACAUCUUGUUUUGAGUAAAGAUAAAGAGGACACCGUGAAGAACAAGGACCAUAUCCGCUACCAGUACGAUGAACACUACUUCCUCACUGACCCCGACGAAUUUAUUCAGGAGUUCUGGCCUUACGACCCCAAAUGGCAACUCCUGCAGAACCCGAUAACUUUAGAGGAGUUCGAGGCCCUUCCCUUUGUCCGCUCCAUCUUCUUCCACUACGGCAUGCGCUUCGACGGCCACAAGAUGGCGGUGGUGGACACGGACGAGAAAGGCGGUUGCAAGAUCAGCAUCAAGGUCCCGGAGGAGCACGAGAAUGACCUGGUCUUUUACUACCAACUGCGCUUCGCCGACAUGAAGGACCUAAUGUUCAAGGGUGCCAGCCUGGAGCGGUUUGUCUUCCAGACUAUGGUGGACAACACCGUUACCUUCAGCGUACACGUCCCCACAAAGGCUGACUACUUCCUGGAGAUUUUCGCCAACAAGAUCGACGAGUCCAGCCGAAUUGAAGAGAACAAUUCCAACAUGGCGCCUUUCAAGCUUAAGUGCACUUGCAAGUUCCGGAUCUCGUGCAAGACUUUGACAGGCAAGAUGCACCCCCUGCCAAAUUGCGCGGCUGGCGAGUGGGGGCCGAAGAAGGCAAUGCGGCACUUCGGCAUUGCAUCCAUAUUGUCCGAGGGUGCCGCCGGGGAGGGUGAGAAAGUGGGCAUCAUCAUGGCCGAGGACAGCUUCAAGCUGAGGUUCCAGUUGCCACGCCCUCUGCAGUUCCUGGCCAAACUGCGCAUGAACCAGGUGGAGGAGAAGGUUUUGGACCGAUUUGUCCAUCUAACCGAGGAGGAUGACGAUCAGCUGACGAUCAGUGUGACCUUGCCUCAGCAGGGUCAGUACGGGCUGGAUAUCUACGCCAAGCCCAAGACGGCAACGGAGACGAGCACACUGUCGCACGCCUGUAAGUAUUUGGUGAACUGCACGCACGUAGCCAACCACGUCGAUCUCCCCAAGAUUCAGCCCGAGGGUCUUCGCAAAAACAAGUGGGGUCCCACGCCGGUCUUCGACAACUUCGACCUCAAGCUGCUGUCGCACAAGGAGCCCAAGAUUCAGAUGGGCGGUGGUGGGGGUAACAGGUGCACGGUGGAACUGCACGUGCCGCAGAAAGUGCAGCUAUCUUUUCAGUUCCUGCGCGAGCCUGACGAGGACAACCGGGAGUACGUCACGUACGUGCGCGAUCCGGCCAAUUCCACCACCGUAAAGUACCACGUGACGCCAGCUAAGGCCGGUAAUUACAUGUUGUGUCUGUACGCUCGAUACGAGGACAGUCAGGACAGAUCGUUUACUAAUGUCUACAAUUACCUCGUACGGUACAUGUCGGACUCCGCAGACGUGACUGCUGGCCAGAAGAGGUCCUCCAGCAUCUUUGGCUUCUUCAAGAAGGAUAAGGAAAGGGCAAGGACAAGGAAAAAACGAAGGACAGAGACAAAUUUUCUGAUGUCUCGUCAGACAAGUCUUACUGAGCUUAACAUACACAACCAAACCCUUCCCCACUCCACCCGCCUACACACAUUCUUUGGAGCGUGUCACUGUGCAAGUAAUACCACAGAGGCGCACCCGAAAGCAGUUUUAACUUACACAUGCAGCAUGUAUUAUUUUAUUUUUUACAAUGACAGUCUUCAAAUUCACAACGCAACGGGUUUGUAAUUCAAGACCCGUAGUAAAGGAAUGGAGUUGUGCUGCUGGUACGGCUGAAACGGUGUUACUUCGCUGAGUUGUAGCAAGUUGCAAGUAUUAGUACAUGAAUGUCCCUCCGCCCCUCAAGAUUAAUUUGUUGCUUGUAAUGGGUGCGCAGCGACUUCUUGCCCACCCUGUCUAGACCGCUGUGGUUUAAUGAUCAUUGGAGUGCAAGCCGAACGCGUUAUGUACGUUGUGUUGAUUUUUAAUGGGAAACCGAAGAGAACGACUUUGUACUUUGCUGUGUUUUUAUAAAUUGCAAUAUGGGAAUAGCAACAAAGAUCGCGUAGUUUAUUGAGAGCCACCUGGGAUUUAAACAUUUUAUGGAACGAUUCGGCUACUUCCUUCCAAAGAUUCUUGUCGCUGGCUGCUGCUUGGUGCUUUCUGAGACUUUGUUCGCACGGAACAUUCUGGGCUACGAGCCGCACAAAGGAUCUACAACUAGAGUUAGACCUAGGUAGUUAGACCAAAGCAGUGCGGCAGACACCGGGUGCUUCAAAUACAUGUAAUGAACCCGCCAGCCAUCGAGCGGCAUACCUCCACAGUAAUUACAAAAUUUCAUUCGUAAUCAUGAUCAUACCUGACACCUUGGCGGCGACUGGAUGGACACCUCGCACCACCGAGCAGACGUCAGGUAGGAAUGCGAAGGGAGCUAAUUCAAAAGACAGCAGGGAACAAACCAAACUGAUUGAUUAUCGUCAUACUAUUAAUUAAUUACUUUCCACACGUGUGUUAAUUAAUUACUUUCCACACUCGAGUGAUAGUUACGCCAGCAGUUACUUUGACGCUGUCCAAAAAGAAUCUUCGUUUCAUUAAAAUAAAGUUGGUCGAGAGUAGAAGGGGAGGGAAUCAUGAUUACGAUAAAGGAGGACGUGCAGGUGAUGUCUCUCUGCCGCAAUAAGUGAGACUAAAUGAAUUUUCUCAAAUGUGGUCAAAAUUACCUCAGCAAUCAGGUAAUUCAUGAAAGCCAUUUCCAGUUUAAUCUUUCAAUUGUAAUAUUUUACCAAAAAUAUGCUCAAUGAAGCGUAUCUGGAAAGUUUUGCCUAUACUCAACAUUCCAUCUACCAUGCAACUAAUUCAUUCACAGGUUAAACGUCUUUCUGCAUUCCAGGCCAUAAUCUCUUGGAAUUCAUCGUUAAAAGAAACUUCCAAUUAAUACUUUACCUAACUAUGACUGCAUCUAAGACAAAGCUUUCAUUAUAUCCUCCAUUUCAUAAAUGAUCUACAUCUAAGAAAAAAAAAUGGCAUCGGUAUCUUCAAAAAUAAACUGCUCUAUAGCAGUCAUUUCAAAAUAUGGAUUCUGUUUAUGAAGAUGAUUUUGUUCACAACUUAAAAUAUUCUUCAAGCACAGCCUAUUAAAAAGAUAUAUUACAUUCAAAUAAAUUACCAUUCUUCAGCUUGACAUUUUCUCAUGACAGUGGCAAUCUAGUAGCGGCGUACUUUUAAAAGGCUGUAUUUUGCUGUUAAAAUAAUCAACAUUUUGUAAUUGCAUUUUGAAUAUUUUGACUUAAUGUACAGAUGUUUAUCAAAAUAUGGCAGGUUUUUUGUUUUGUUUUAUAUCUGCCUUAAAAGCAAUGCUUCCGUUCCAGUUGCAGAACAGCCAGUAAAAGCUUGGAGCAUGACAAUUGUGCUAUCUUUAAAUCAUCAUCAUGGUCACCUGAAUAUUGUGUAUUUGUCCAAUACCAGUGAUUUUAUUAAAAUUUUAUGUUGAGAGAUG
Messenger RNA from Pomacea canaliculata, 5531 nucleotides. Its product is annotated as hillarin-like. Lineage: Eukaryota; Metazoa; Mollusca; Gastropoda; Architaenioglossa; Ampullariidae. The record is from RefSeq and is a predicted model, not a curated record. Bases 425 to 3784 code for a protein of 1119 amino acids. The transcript is spliced from 11 exons.